AUGAGCAGCAACAACGUUGUAGAGCUGAAGAGUAUGACAGCCCCCGUGGCUGAGGGCUACAGCAACACCAGCUUCCAGAAUGAAGAUGACUUUGAUGAAAGCCAGAACGCAUCUGGAAACAACUCGCUAAGGUGUAGAGUUGCGCAGAACAGAGAACACAAAACCGCCAAGCAGGAUGAAGAGCAAGUCACCAUUGAGCAGGAUUCUUUAAGAAACAAAGAAGAUGAGGAGGAUGAUCCAGAGACACAUCAAAAAGGGUAUCUGGAAAGGAAGUAUGAUACAGUUUGUGAUUUUUAUAAGAAACACAAAACCACCCUUUGGUACAUCAUCUGGGACAUCUUACUACUAGGUUACCUGCAGAUGGUGAUUGCAGCUUGUGUGCUAAACUUUCAGAGAGCCCUUCCCCUUUUCGUGAUCACUGUGGCCGCCAUCUUCUUUGUGGUCUGGGAUUACUUUAUGGCCAAAUAUGAGAAUCGAAUCGAUGAGUGCCUGUCUCCUGGCAAAACGCUCCUAAACAGCCAUUGGUUCUGGAUGAAGUGGGUGAUUUGGAGCUUACUGAUCCUGGGAGUUAUUUUGUGGCUGAUCUUUGACACUGCCAAAUUGGGCCAACAGCAGCUGGUUUCCUUUGGUGGGCUUAUAAUGUACAUUAUCCUGAUAUUUCUAUUUUCCAAGUAUCCAACCAAAGUUUACUGGAGGCCUGUCUUUUGGGGAAUUGGGUUACAGUUUCUUCUCGGUCUCUUAAUCCUAAGGACUGACCCUGGAUUUAUGGCUUUCAAUUGGUUGGGCCAACAAGUUCAGACCUUCUUGGAAUACACUAACGCUGGUGCUGAAUUUGUCUUCGGUGAGACAUACGCAGACCACUUCUUUGCAUUUAAGGUCCUGCCAAUCGUGAUUUUCUUCAGCACCGUAAUGUCCAUGCUCUACUACCUUGGAUUGAUGCAGUGGAUCAUUAGAAAGGUUGGAUGGGUAAUGCUCGUUACUAUGGGAUCAUCUCCUAUUGAAUCCGUAGUUGCUGCUGGCAAUAUAUUUGUUGGACAGACAGAGUCUCCCCUGCUAGUCCGACCAUACUUACCACACGUCACCAAGUCUGAACUCCACGCAAUCAUGACCGCUGGGUUCUCGACCAUUGCUGGAAGCGUGUUAGGUGCAUACAUUUCUUUUGGGGUUUCACCCUCCCACCUGUUAACUGCCUCAGUCAUGUCUGCACCUGCCUCACUGGCCGUGGCUAAACUCUUUUGGCCUGAGACAGAAACACCUAAAAUAACCCUCAAAAAUGCCAUGCAAAUGGAAAGUGGUGAUUCAAGGAACCUCCUAGAAGCCGCAACACAGGGAGCAUCCUCAUCCAUCUCCCUGGUGGCAAACAUAGCUGCGAAUCUGAUUGCCUUCCUGUCCCUGUUGUCUUUUGUGAAUGCAGCCCUGUCCUGGCUUGGAAACAUGUUUGACUACCCACAACUGAGUUUUGAGGUAAUAUGCUCCUACAUCUUCAUGCCCUUUUCCUUCAUGAUGGGAGUAGACUGGCAAGACAGCUUUAUGGUUGCCAAACUCAUAGGCUAUAAGACAUUUUUCAAUGAAUUUGUGGCUUAUGAACACCUCUCAAAAUUGAUCAGUUUAAGAAAGGAGGCUGGACCCAAAUUUGUGGAUGGUGUACAGCAAUAUAUGUCGAUUCGUUCUGAGACUAUUGCCACCUAUGCUCUCUGUGGCUUUGCUAAUUUCGGUUCCCUAGGAAUAGUGAUCGGUGGACUCACAUCCAUGGCUCCUUCCAGAAAGCGCGAUAUCGCCUCAGGGGCAAUGAGAGCGCUGAUCGCGGGGACCGUCGCCUGCUUCAUGACAGCCUGCAUUGCAGGGAUACUCUCCAGCACCCCCAUAGACAUCAACUGCCAUCACAUUUUAGAGAAUGCCUUCAACUCCAGUCCACCUGCAAACACAACUGAUGUGGUAUCUUGUUGUCAAACUCUAUUGAACAGCACUAUUGUCAAAGGCCCUGAUGAGGUCAUCCCAGGAGGAAACCACAGCUUGUCUUCUUUAAGGGGCUGCUGCAUGUUAUUGUUGCCACCAACACUGAACUGCAGCUGGAUCUCUAAUGCAUUUUGAGUUCAGCUACUUCUCUGAUGGAACUCCAGGAACUCUGCUUUGGCAAGGAAAAAAAAUAAUAAUAACCAC
Messenger RNA from Neomonachus schauinslandi (Hawaiian monk seal), 2160 nucleotides. RefSeq names its product solute carrier family 28 member 3 (gene SLC28A3). NCBI's taxonomy places the organism in Eukaryota, Metazoa, Chordata, Mammalia, Carnivora, Phocidae. The transcript is spliced from 18 exons. Gene Ontology annotation, molecular function: pyrimidine- and adenosine-specific:sodium symporter activity; purine-specific nucleoside:sodium symporter activity. The coding region runs from base 1 to 2091 and encodes 696 amino acids. Gene Ontology annotation, cellular component: membrane. The record is from RefSeq and is a predicted model, not a curated record. Gene Ontology annotation, biological process: purine nucleoside transmembrane transport; pyrimidine nucleoside transport.